GCUGCAGUGUGUGAGAUCACCCCACGGUAUUGGAGCAUUGGAUCUCUUAUGAUGCUACAGUAAGGAUACCAGCCCUUGCAGCUAAUCCACCUUAUUAUCUUUAGGACAGCAUGGUUCACGAACUACAACACCAGCCCGCUCGCGGCUUGUAUCUAGCAUACCAAAUCAUAUCCACCCUUUUCUUUCGCCUACCAUUCUGGAUUCUCGUAUCUAUUCCUAGACCUUGGCGUCCAAGGCCAUCGUGGUCGCUAAAGCGUUGUCUUUGGGUCAAUCUUAUACGCCAUGUCAGCCAGAUUUUCUACAAAACAGGGCCCAUCUUCAUAUCUCCUUCUCAUCUCGAGAUCCAAACAGGUCCAGGGAUCAGAGGUGUCUGGGUUGAGGUAGCUACCGCGAGCAGACUUAUUACUGGAGACCUCGCAACAUGGGCGUCCAUGGCAAACGUCAAGUCUGUCAGAAUCCCUGGCUAUUGGCUAGAUCGAGAAGGGUCAGAAGUCAAGGUCGGGGAGCGUCUCCAAUUGAACCCCGGAGAAAAGGUUUUGUAUCGCCUCCACGGCGGAAGCUACAUACAAUUAUCUGCGCACUCGGACGAUCCUACUGCCGCUAUUGCGCGUGAUCUGCUCAAACAGUGUUGUUCCCUCGCAUGCGCAUUCUCUAUUGAAUACCGCCUUUCAGCAUCAGAUCCUCACCCUGCGCGCAAUCCAUUCCCCGCAGCGCUUAUUGACGCGCUGGCUGGGUAUAGCUAUCUAGUCAAUUCCAUAGGUAUACCGGCUUCUGCUAUUAUUAUCGAGGGGGAUUCAUCUGGUGGGAACUUGGCGCUGGCGUUAGCCCGCUACCUUGUCGAGUACCAUGACAGUCCUGAUGUUGAUCUCCCCCCACCACCCGGGGGCCUUAUUCUAUUCUCACCACGGACCGACAUGAGUUGCUCGCAUGAAACCCCCGACUCUUCCGCGCUCAACUUCUUUAAAUCGGAUAUCUUGGGACCCGAAAUCAUUGGGCGAUCAACCUACCCCAAAAACUCCUAUCUCGGACCCCAUGGAUUUGAUGCAGCCAUGUACAAUCCAUACAUAUCUCCUGCAUCGCGUUACAUCAAGGAAAUUAGUUUCAAGGGGUUCCCAAGGACUUUCCUUGUCGCGGGAGGCGCAGAGUUAUUCAGAGACCAGCUGCGUACACUGAGGAAUGACAUGGCGCGUGAUAUGGGUGAAGGCGAUGAUACUGGACAGAUCAGUUAUUAUGAGGCGCCAGAUGGGAUACAUGUAUACGCCAUGUUUGCCUGGCAUGAACCGGAGAGGAGUGAUACCUUGAGCGCAAUCGCACAGUGGAUCGAUUGGGAGAAGGACAAUCUGAACGCUCAAAUAGUAUAGUCGCAAUGGAAUAUUUUAGGACUGACAGACAUGUAAUGUUAGCUUGAGCUCGUUAUGAAUGCAUGAUAUAUCACGAUUUGAA
This is a messenger RNA of Serpula lacrymans var. lacrymans S7.9, 1443 nucleotides long. RefSeq lists its product as uncharacterized. The record is from RefSeq and is a predicted model, not a curated record. The transcript has 2 exons. The coding region runs from base 111 to 1361 and encodes 416 amino acids. Lineage: Eukaryota; Fungi; Basidiomycota; Agaricomycetes; Boletales; Serpulaceae. Gene Ontology annotation, molecular function: hydrolase activity.